Messenger RNA from Bursaphelenchus xylophilus (pine wood nematode), 6106 nucleotides. NCBI's taxonomy places the organism in Eukaryota, Metazoa, Nematoda, Chromadorea, Rhabditida, Aphelenchoididae. The record is from the annotation of a GenBank genome assembly.
AUGCGGAUUAUGAAAGCGAUGAUGAAAACCGAGGCUAACCCGUGUGAAGAUUUCUGGACAUACGCUACAGGAAAUGGCGAAAGGACAUUUUGGGAAACGUAUCGGAAUGCUUAUUUCAAAAGUUUGCUGGAGAAUGCGGGGCUUUCUAAUCAGGUAAGGGCUUAUUUGUGGCUGGGGAAACAUCGCAGCCAAGCCGCUGUCUAGCCAGGCUACGUGCUUUCGGAAAUUUGAAAAUGGGUCAUAUCGAGCCUGCUUUUUACAGCUGAUCAAUAAAACGUACAAUUUUGCCUCCGGGAGGUAUCAAAAAUGUGGGAAAAUACCUCCUUUCCUGACUAAAAAAAACUCCGUUUUGAAGAGCGCGCCCUUUUCCUCACAAAAACAGUAUAAUUUGCUACAUUUUUGAUACUUUUUGGAUGCAAAAUGGCACGUUUUUUGCCAUUGAAUCAGAUCCGUCACUGUAGUAGAGGCCCUUAUUGUCAGUUCGGUAGUUUUUUCUUUACAUAAACAGUAUUUUUUUUUGAAAAAGAGAAUGUUGAAAAAUGACGUCAAACUUCUGGGCCGGUCUUUGAAAAUUUUGGGAACGGAACGGCCCUACUUUUCAUCAGCCUGGACUCCGCAAAAAGCCCGGCCGAUUGCCAUGUCUGCACCAAUAUCAGUCUGUCGGGAAAAUAAUGAGCACUCUGUCGCGUUGAAAAUUGCAUCGCCACCGAGAAAAUGAAUUGUGCGACAAAAAUCAAACUCUUUUCACUUCAGCGACGCAAUCGGCGCAGCGACAUUGUGCUCAUUAUUUUCCCGACAGCCUUCAAAUUCUGAUUCAAAUUCGCCCGUCUUUCAGUUCCAGUCCAUCCGCUCAGUCCGCGACAUCUAUGCGAGAUGCAAUCAGUCGGGCUACCCGACCAGCGUCAGAGAAUACAAUUGGUCUGAGACCGCCGAAUAUAUGAAAAUCUUAUUCGGCAAGGUUAAAUUGCCGCUGACCAAAGAUUCCGCGAUUAUUCAAAGCGCUACGUCUUAUCAGAAUUUGGUUGCCAGGAUUUACAACGCGUUGUUUCAUCGGGGAAUCGAUGAGAUCUUCUCGAAUAUAUUCACGGAUCAUCGAGAUGGAAAACUGACGUUUCGAUUUCCGGAGGACUCUCUGGAAGAUGAGAAGAAGAUUUGGUGAGUUGUUCUGUAGAGUUAUUAUUUUUUUGGGCAAAACAUCAAAUUAAAAUAAAGUGAAGUGAGAUGAAAAAUGCACAAGAUGUUGUAGGAAGAGAAGGAAACGUUUUUAUUACCGUACAGAGAUUGCACAAAGCAAAAUGGUUCAAAAGGCCCGAAGACCGCGCCAAUUGAAGCAAAAUUCCCUGUGAAAUUGUUGUCGCUUGCGCAAAAUACAGUGGGGGACCUGAUCUAGUGGCAAAAAACGAACCAUUUUGCACCGGGAAGUAUCAAAAAUGAGGCAAAAUGCUUCCCUCUCCAAGUGAAAAAACUCCGUUUUGAAGGGCGCGCCCUUUUUACUCACAAAAAGAGCGGGUGCGCUUUUGACAAGGAAAGUACUUUUAUGGGGGCUCCUACUUUUUGACGGGACAUAUCUCAAAAAAUCAGAAAAAAUGUGCUGAUCAAGGAUACAUAAAUCCUAGCUGCCCAUAUUAGGUUUUUAGGGGUGAAAACUCAAUCGGAAGUUGACUGAAAGUCCUAUAUGAACCCCUUUUCGCUUAAUUUUUCACGGGUUUACAAUUUUUAUUUUGGCUUAAAAUGAUGUUUAUUGAGAUUCUAAUACGUAAUAAAUCAGUCUUGGCACAAAAAUUUAUUUUUCCGACCUUCAACUUCAAAAAAAGUUGAUUCGGCCCAAAAGGGAAAUCGAACCCGUGCGGCGUUCCCCCCCUUGAUUCCCAGACUACGGCACUAACCACUCGGCCACACCGCUCUCUUCCGAAGGAAGAGACCGACCGCGCUUUUUAUCGUUUCGAAUGCAUGCGCCUUUUGUAGGGAAAUUAAGCCAGUUUUUGGGCAUUUUCACCCCUAAAAACCUAAAAUGGGCAGCUAAGAUUUAUAUAUCCUUGAUCAGCGCAUUUUUUCUGAUUUUUUGAGAUAUGUCCCGCCAAAAAUUAGGAGCCCCCAUAAAAGUACUUUCCUUGUGAAAUCUGUGUUUUUUCACUUGGAGAGGGAGGUAUUUUGCCACAUUUUUUGAUGCUUCCUGAAUGCAAAAUGGUACUUUUUUUGGCACUGGAUCAGGUCCCCCCACUGACAGCGGCACAAUUAAAAAGGGAUAUGCGCAAAAUGCAUAUCAAGCAAUUAAAAAAUGGCUAUGUCACGGCGAUGUUCGAACUGCGUAGUGCAAAAAGCUUUGUGACAAAAAGUCUACGCAAUUUGUGGAAAGGCUAUGAGUCUGUCAAGAAAAUAAUGAACAUAAUGUCACUCAUGUCGCCUGAUGGAAUUGCACAGUGCGCUUUUUAUUCGCAUUGUGUCAAUUGCUUGUCGCGCAAAGUCAGUGCCGACCGUUCCAUGAGAAGACAUGCCAAGACUUUUUGGCCCGCCUAUCAGUCUGUCGGGAAAACAAUAAGCCCAAUUUCACUGCGCCAAUUGUGUCGCUGAAGUGAAAAGAAUUUUGAUUUUGUCGCGACACAUUUCAUUUUUUCGACGGCGAUGCGAUUUUCCAUGCGACUGCAACAACUUAAAAAAAGGUUAAACGCUGCAUUUCAAUUCCUGGCGAAUACCAACCACUGUUUCAGGGAGCUCUACUGCAAUAUUGUAAAGAAUUGCAACAAGAUCCCGAGGUUUAUUAAAAAGCCAAUUAUUGCGUUGGAUGUUUUGAAAGAAAGACAAAAAGAGUUUCUGGAAGUGGUUUUUGGAACAAAAGUUCGGAUGGAAAAUAUGACUGUUAUGUGGCCCACCUACUACGGCAAGCAAACGAUGGGUUUGCUGGUAAGGAGAUUUUUGCGAAGAAUAAGAAAUCUUGAAAUGUCAACGGUAAUUUGGCAAAAUUUUAAAGAAGAAACGAAAAAUUAUUAGGUUGUUCAAUAUGAAAUGUCGGAUUUAUACCUUUAACUUUAAAACACCAUAAUAUUUGCAAAAAACGAUUUUUCUCUUACCGGCCCUCCUCCUUCUACGUACUCUCUCGAAAAAAUAUAGUGGAAUAUCUUUGCUGCGAAUGCAAAGCGUGAGCUAAAACUUUCAGGGAUUCAUAAGGCACCUAUGAAGUGUGUAUUUGGGAAAUUUCAAAAAAAAAAUAAAGACUUAUGUCAGUUGCCCGUAUUUUACCUAUUGAGUGAUGCAACAUUUACAUGUACUAAAUUUUGGUAUUUUAUAUGUUACAAUAACUCCGGGGAAAGAAAACUAACGCUAGUAAUAGAUAAAAUUACUAAAGGUGGACAUAUUGCAAGUCUUUGGCAAGUCUUUGCCGAGCCUUCACCGAUCAUCCAACGGCUUGCCGGACCCGUAGGCACUUCCUACAGCUGGUUUUUUUGAGUAUCUACCUGCCCUACGCCCCGUAUCGAUCGAUUUUGUGUUGACCCGAAAAGUCGUAGCGCCCCUCAUUUUACGUACUCUCUCGAAAAAAUAUCAUGGAAUAUCUCGGCUUCAAAUACAAAUCGUGAACGAAAACUUUUAGGGAUUCGUAAGGGACCUAUGCAGUUUGUAGUUGGGAAAUUUCAAAAAAAAUUUAAGUCUCAUGUCGGUUGCCCGUAUUUUACCUAGUAAAUGAUGUAAAUAUCAUGUCAGUAAACCUACCCAAACAAAAUUUUGAGACGUUGUAUCAAGGAAAACAUAAAAAAAUCUCAAAAAUUACUAUUCUUUCUACUGUCUUUACCCUUUUCAGCUCGAAUCCCGCGCCUAUGUUGUCAACAAAUUAUUCGUCCGAGCAUUCGACAAUCAAGUCUACUACAAAAGCUGCGAACACUACAUUACCAAGAACUUUCCAUUAUUCAUGGUGAAGCUGGCCAUCGACGAUAUGAAAUCGGCCUUCAAGGACUUUCGCUACAUGAAAGAUGAAUUUUUCAUGAUGGUGAAUUUAAUUUUGGACGAGGCCAAGCAGUUCGUUCGUUCAAACAAGAUCCUUGAGGCCAAUGCGAUUGAAAAAUUGUCGGGCCUUUUCGACAAGAACACUUUUGCAUUUAUCGACCACCCCUUUUUUAAUGACCAAAAUUUUCAUAAGUAUGCGGGGACUGUGAAUUCACGGUUCCCUAGUUCAGCCAAGUAUGCGAAUAAUUAUCUGCCGUUUGUGUUCUAUGAGAAUGAUAAUGGAGGAAGACAUUUGAGGCUGCCGACCGCGGAGGUAGGCUUCUUUUUUGAACGAGAAGAAGUGAAAUUGGACCGUUGCGGCAGAACCCCCCUUUUUGAACACUCCCCCUCAUUUUGCAAAUUGAAAAAAUGAGGUGUGACAUCUUAUACGAUGAAACUUUUUUCAAAUUGAAAAAAAUUAGGUGUGACAUCUUAUACGAUGAAACUUUUUUUAAAUUGAGAAAAAUUAGGUGUGACGUCUUAUACGAUGGAUUUUUUUAACGGUCGAAUAAUAUUUAUUUUGCAAAAAUCACAUUUACUUAUGUGUUUAUGGUGUAUAUCGUUUCACUUGCGAUGUCACACCUCAUUUUUCUUAAUUUGAAAAACAUUUUCAUCGUAUAACAUGUCACACCUCGUUUUUUUUCAAUUCUCAAAAUGGGGGAGUGUUCAAAAAGGGGGAGAGUUCAGAUUGAGGGAAAGUUCAGAAAAAGGGGGAGAGUUCAGGCUCACCCAAAUUGGACGGGGUGAAAUUUGGCGUAUUUUCAUCUUUUUUAUAACUUUUAGAGUGUAAAAAAUUUUCCAAAUUACACUUUGCCCAAUGUCCUUGAGCCCUUUAUACAGUCCCCAAUUUCUUUGCUCUGCCCAGUGCAUUUGACCACAAAACGCCAUUUCGUUGAGAGCAUUUUAAAAUUUUCGGACUGUGUAAAUUAUCAGGACUUUUCAUCUCGAGUACUAUCAGUCUGUCGGGAAAAUAAUGAGCGCAAUAUCACAAUCGCGUCGCUGAAGUUAAAAUCAAUAUAUGUUUUUGUCGAAUUCGCAAUUCAUUUUUUUGGCGCAUUUUCGAUUCGACAGAGUGCUCAUUAUUUUCCCGACAGACUGAUAUACUUUCUCUUCUUUUCUAAAAAAAAAAAAUAAUUGCAGAUCAACGCCUUUCACAUUGAGGAAAGUCAAGCCAACAUUUUUGAGUUCGGACUUUUCCACUAUCCCUUUUAUCAACCAUCAUGGCCAGUAGCACUCACGUUUUCGGGUCUUGGGUUUGUGGUCGCACACGAGCUUGGACAUACAUUCUGUAAGUGACUUUUAAGCUUUUAAAAAAUUGCUUUAUACACGCAGACACAGUGACUAAAUUUUCGGAAAUGAGUAAUUUAUACUCGUGAAUUUCAACUAAUUUUUGGCCAAAAAUGGCUACGUUUCCAACUGAAACACAAUUUAAAAAUAAACAAUCAGUCUGUCGGGAAAAUAAUGAGCGUCGUUUGCUUUUGCUACCUCCCAAACUGUUUGUUAUAUGCAGCUUUUUGCUACAUGAGAGUUCCUGUACAGAGGCUUGCACUGUGCUCUGUCAUAUGAGGCCAUAUUUCUUUCAGUAAAACAACAAGGACUAAGCCAAUCCUUGAGAGACAAUUACCAAUGUCUGCUGAAGCUGUACGCCGACAGAUGCAAUCCCGACAAUCCGGCGUACUGCGUGAAUCCGGCGCGCACCUACGAGGAGAACAUUGCUGAUCAGUUGGGUAAGCAGUCGGCCAAAUGACAAGCGCAGUAUACAAUCUUCAACCGUUCAGGUAUCCGUUUUGCGUACGCCGCAUUCAACCGAUACGUCAGCUUCAACCGCUCCACCUACCACAUCCCUAAUCGUUCGCUCAGCGCAUACAACGAUCAGCAACUCUUCUUCAUCAACACGGCUCAGCUGAUCGCGUUUAUGAACCCGACUUGGGCCGCCUACAGUCAAGGCUCAACGCAUGCGCCGACGCAAGCAAGAGUUUGGGGGAUUAUGGCGAAUUUCGCCGGAUUCGCUAAUGCUUUUAGCUGCAGGGAGGGCGAUAAUUAUGCGGUAAAGGAUGGCUGUAAAGUGUUUGUGGAGGAUUUGAAGGGUGAUCCGAAUGUUUUUGCUGGUUAUACGCAAAUUCCUGGGUAA